Argiope bruennichi is the source of this 1410-nucleotide messenger RNA. RefSeq lists its product as uncharacterized. The record is from RefSeq and is a predicted model, not a curated record. Bases 202 to 1410 code for a protein of 402 amino acids. The transcript has 10 exons. NCBI's taxonomy places the organism in Eukaryota, Metazoa, Arthropoda, Arachnida, Araneae, Araneidae.
UAAUUUUUGGCAUGUCAACAUAUUGGCACAAUAUAGACUGAAAAUCAAUGAUGGUUUUGUAAAUUAUGCGACAAUUCAAAGAGAACUCUUAACACAAGCAUCUAGAAUUUCACGUUUUUAAAGGAAGCUGUUAAUUAAUUUUAAAAUUUAACUUUCAAAUUCUGAACUUUUGAAGAAGAAUUAAGGACUGGAGAAUCAAAAAUGGCGACCGUAGUGAUGAUGUAUAUUCUUCCUAUGCUAUUAGGUCAGACAUACGACUUGGGAAAAGAAAAGCCGGGACUACAUAUUUUCCCCAAAAAUGUGGAGGAAAACGCUGUGACUUUGCAACAUUACUUCACGGAUUCUCAAUACCGUAUGGUGGAGAAUGCGGAGGAUGUGAAAGACUUCUUGUCCAUUUCGGGAAAACUGUCUCUAAAGAUCAAGGCAGGGAUGGUGGACGUCAGCGGAGAAGGCAGCUAUGUGAAGGACAGCUCCUCCAAGACCAACGGAAUAGAGAUAUUGGUCAAAGUUCACUUCGAGACGAUUACCAAAACCAUUCCAACUUCCUUCAAGCCAAACGCCGACUGGAGCCUCAUCAAUGAAAAGUUUUUAGGCACCCACUAUUGCAGAAGCAUCACGUAUGGCGGAGACCUCAUCGCCUCCAUCCGGAUCAGCUCCUCUAACACCUACGAUCUCAUGCGGAUUAAAGCAGCCAUCAACGGCGGUUUGAACGUCGGAGGAGGAUCGUUCAAAGGAAAUAUUGAAGGCAAACUAGAACUUCUGAAGCAGAAUGCUCAAGACAGCAGCUCCAUGGAGAUCAACUAUUACGCCUCUGUGCCGAUCCACGGCGUGAGCUACGACAUCGAUGGUCUCUUGAAGUUGGUGGAAGAGUUUCCCAAUCACGUGAAGAAAGUGAACAAUGGCCUAGGAAAUCCUCUCCGGAUGGAGUUGUACCCUCUGAGCUCACUCAAGGAAGGCAUACCUGCAUAUUUGGAAAACAGAGCAAUUGGGGAUGAACUGGACGAUUUGGAGAGCCAAUUUGACGAUUUGAGGGAAACAAGACGAUUAAUUGGAGUGUGGAACUCCGGAUUACCUCCUGUCGCACCUGAAGGUGUGGAGGAAAAGGUGAAGAAAUUUACAGACAAAGUGAACAACAUAUUCGGCAUCUAUUUGAAAACAAUUGGAGAGUUGGACGUAUCUAAAGGAGCAUCCACACAGCCAAUCAAAGACGCGUUCACGGCUUAUGAAGAUGGUGAUUACAUCAUGCCACAGAAAUUUGUCCGAAAAUUUACUGAACUUCAAAAAGAAAUUUAUGCAGAACAUCCAGGAAGGGCAAUAAGCUUCAGCCGAGAAUUGGAGGUGCCCAAUACAUCCGAUGGGGCCAAACUACUUGCCCCAACGCAGAAGCCGAGGCUACUGUGGUCGGGGUGA